GGAGCCACGCCCAGCCUGAGUACCGGGGCAGCAUCUCAGAACCAACCAAACGGAUCAUGGAGAUGAUCCCACAUCUAUUUCAUGCAGGGGACAAAGAGCACAGCAUGCUUCACAGGUAAGAGCAAGGUUGCAAUACAAGAUGAAUUCACCAGUCGAGCAGCCUGGCAGCAGCUCAUCUCUUCCUGCCUUGCCAGACUUCACACCUGCAGCCAGAACGGUGAGGGUGGAGUCAGAGGAUGUCAAACCACCACCCGAUCUCCAAAUAAUAGUCCCUCACGAUUCACCUGUUACAUUAACAACCCCACACAGCCAGGAACCCUUUGCACAGACUGAGAAUGAAGUUGAGGAGGAGGAAGAGGAAGAAGAAUUAGUCUCUAAUGUUUACGCAGCCUCACUCUCACCCUGCCCCUCCUCCGUGCAUCUCCCUCCAUCACCUUCGGCACCCGCGUCUAGACGCAGCCUGUACGAGAGGGGUGGUGCUUUGUUUAGAAACCCUGCACUCGAGGCGGAGUCUUUGCAAAUGAUGCGAGACGAGCAUGAGCUUUUACUGGCCAAUCACAGGAAGCUCGGACAAUAUCUAGACGAAAAGCGAGAGGGGCUAAAAAGAAAGCAACAGCUAGAGGAGGAGCUCUUGAGGUCAAAGGUCAAAGUGGAGAAAAUAAGAGCUGCACGCCUACGCCAUGGACUGCCUCUAAUGUAGGAAACGCACAAAAGACAGUAAUUCUGCUGUCAUGUACAGUUUUACGUAUGACUUUUAUUUACAUUUACUUUUUUGGUCGUAGAAAAAGUAAAUGUCUUAACUCGUUGUGAAUAUGAGACUGACAUGAUUGUAUUUUUUUUUUUUUUUUUU
This is a messenger RNA of Silurus meridionalis, 850 nucleotides long. RefSeq names its product fibrinogen silencer-binding protein (gene fsbp). The transcript is spliced from 2 exons. The record is from RefSeq and is a predicted model, not a curated record. Lineage: Eukaryota; Metazoa; Chordata; Actinopteri; Siluriformes; Siluridae. Bases 140 to 700 code for a protein of 186 amino acids.